Molecule: messenger RNA, 3498 nt
Organism: Neopsephotus bourkii (Bourke's parrot)
Lineage: Eukaryota; Metazoa; Chordata; Aves; Psittaciformes; Psittacidae
Gene: SLC27A4
Product: solute carrier family 27 member 4
Exons: 12
Coding region: 7-1938 (643 amino acids)
Biological process (GO): long-chain fatty acid import into cell; response to nutrient; medium-chain fatty acid transport
Cellular component (GO): endoplasmic reticulum membrane; plasma membrane; microvillus
Molecular function (GO): long-chain fatty acid-CoA ligase activity; long-chain fatty acid transmembrane transporter activity
Source: RefSeq, a predicted model, not a curated record
GCCACGAUGCUGCGCCUGGCUGCCUUCGCAGCGCUGCUGCUGUUCUUCAGGGUCAGCCUGGAGCUGUCCUGGCUCCAGGCCAUCCCUGCUCUCUUCAUCUUCUACCUGGGAUCCGGCGGAUGGGACUUCUUCCUCAUAUUCAUCAAGACCAUACGAAGGGAUGUCCACACGGGGCUGGUGCUGCUGCGCGUGAAGUGCCAGGUAUGGAAGCACGUGCGGGAGAAGAACACAAUCGCCAAGAUCUUCCAGAAGACAGCGAGCAAGUACCCGGAGAAGACGGCUCUGAUCUUCCAAGGCACGGGCGAGAGCUGGACCUUCCGGCAGCUCGAUGAGUACUCCAACAGAGUGGCCAACUUCUUCUACAGCCAAGGCUUCCGCUCGGGGGAUGUGGUGGCUCUCUUCAUGGAGUCCCGCAAUCAAUACGUGGGGCUGUGGCUCGGGCUGGCCAAGAUUGGGGUGGAAACGGCCCUUGUGAACUCCCACCUGCGCAUGGAGGCCUUGCUGCACUGCGUCACCAUCUCCAACUCCAAGGCUGUGGUGUUUGGGGUGGAGAUGAUGGAAGCAAUGCAGGAAGUGCAGCCCUCCCUGGAGAAAUCCAUCCACCUCUACUGGUCCGGGGAAGGGAGCCCCGAGUCUGCGCUUCCUGGUGCGAAACAUGUGGACCCCCUCCUACAGAUGGCCCAGAAGCACCAGCCCACCCCGCCUGAUAAAGGCUUUCUUGAUAAACUCUUCUACAUCUACACCUCUGGCACAACGGGGCUGCCCAAGGCUGCCAUUGUGGUGAACUGCCGGUACUUCCGCAUGUCCAGCCUGGUUUUCUACGGUUUCCGCAUGAGGCCCGAUGAUGUGAUGUACGACUGCCUCCCGCUCUACCACGCUGCAGGGAACAUCGUGGGGAUCGGGCAGUGCCUGCUGCAGGGCAUGACCAUUGUCAUCCGCAAGAAGUUCUCGGCCUCGCACUUCUGGGAGGACUGUGUCCAAUACAACUGCACGAUUGUGCAGUACAUCGGGGAGAUCUGCCGCUACCUGCUCAACCAGCCCUACCAGGAGGCAGAGCGGCAGCACCGGGUGCGCAUGGCGCUGGGCAACGGCCUGCGGGCUUCCAUCUGGAGGGAGUUCAUGGCCCGCUUCGGCAUUGCCCAGGUAGCAGAGUUCUACGGGGCCACCGAGUGCAACUGCAGCUUGGGAAACUUCGAUAACAACGUUGGGUCAUGCGGCUUCAACAGCAGGAUCCUGCCAGGUGUGUACCCCAUCGGCUUGGUGAGGGUGGAUGAAGACACCAUGGAGCUGAUCCGGGGACCAGACGGUGUCUGUAUCCGCUGCAAGCCAGGGGAGCCAGGGCAGCUGGUGGGCCGCAUUGUCAAGAGCAACCCCUUCCAGCACUUCGAUGGCUACCUGAACAAGUCAGCCACCAACAAGAAGAUCGCCAGGGACGUGCUUGCAAAAGGGGACACUGCCUAUCUCACGGGGGAUGUCCUGGUGAUGGACAAAUACGGCUACAUGUACUUCCGGGACCGCACCGGGGACACAUUCCGCUGGAAGGGGGAGAACGUCUCCACCACAGAGGUGGAGGGGACGCUGAGCCACAUCCUCAACCUGACAGACGUGGUGGUUUAUGGGGUGGAGAUCCCAGGGAUUGAAGGGAAGGCAGGAAUGGCAGCCAUCGCCGACCCGGAGAACUCCUGUGACCUAGAGGGCUUUGCCAGCAAGCUGAAAAAGGCGCUGCCGCUGUACGCACGUCCCGUCUUCCUGCGGUUCCUGGACAAAGUCUCCAAGACAAGCACUUACAAGUUCCAGAAGGUGGAGCUGCGGAAGCAGGGCUUUGACCCCACGGUGGUGAAGGACAGGUUGUACUUCCUGGACUCGAGGCAAGGUCGUUACCUGCCGCUGGACCAGGCAGCGUUCGACAGGAUCCAGUCGGGCCAGCAGAAGCUGUAACCGGUGGGGCUCAAGCAAGGCACCUCCCCGAAUCCUGCUGGGGAGAGGGGGGCAAGGCAGGCACAGGGGAAGAAAAGGUUCCAGGAGUGAUGUAAAGGCAUGCUAGAGAUUUUAUUUGACGCGUUUCACAGAUAAUGGUUUGGGGGGAACACAGGGGGACCGAGGGGAGGGGGAUGGUUUCAUACCAAAGCAUAGACUCAUUAUGGCUUUAUUUUCUAUUUGGUACAGCGGUGGUGGUCCCGUGCCAUGGGAGGGGCAGGACCCUGGCCAGUUAAGGAGGAGUGGGGUGUCCCUGCCAUUCCACUUUGCUUUUCCUCUCUUUCCCUCCCUUUUCCUGCCUGCAGCCACCCUUCCUUGUGAAGGCCAUGAAGGGACCAGUGCUGGGCUCUUUUCCCCACUCCUCCAUCAAGCAGCCAGCUCCUCCUUGGCACAGGGCCCCCAAUGGCAGAGGGAAGCUGGGUGCCAGGCACAACCCCUGCCCCCUUGUUGUGUUUCUACUGUGAAUCAGGGGAGCAGGGUAGUGCUGGGCUCGGGAGAGGGACAGGGAUGUGUUUCUGCCAUGCCUUGCUCUCUCCUGGGGGUGACAUUUCUAUAUUUCACAAUCACACGCACAUUCUGUUCUCUUAUAUAUAUAUAUAUAUAUUAUACAUGCUGACUUAUUAUGUUUUUUCAUUCUUAAUUUAUUGUCUGUACUUUUGAAUGUGUCCUGGGUUUGUGCAGUAGGUGGAGGAAUAGCCCAGACCCGGCCUCUCUUGGGGAGCCCUUUUCUCUCCCAGGGAGACGGGCUGCUCAUCUGGGACCGCUUCUCCUCUUCCAGCGUGGAUGCAGCUGUGUGUGUCCUUGUGGCCUUGCUCCGUAGUGAAGGACAUGAGCGAACCCCACUCUCCUGUGGACACUUCUCUGGGUCUUUUACUUCCACUUUUUGUGGAUGCAGCUUUGUUUUGUGCACCUUUUUCCUUGCAGAAAGCAGGUGGGAAAGCGGGAAUGAAGGGUCUGGUUUUGCCUUUGCUUAGAUGCACUCAGCACCAUGGAGCAGCUCUUGGGGCUUUUUCUGCUGGUUGAUGUCUGUGCCCUGAACGUGGGAAGCAACUUGCCAUGGGGAGAGAGCAUCCUCCAGAGGAGGGUGGUCUCUGCGAGAGCCUGACUCCACUUGCUCUGCAUCCCUUCCCGCGAGAGCCCUCCCUGUGUGCACUGCAGGAGGUGGUCCCCAAAGUGAAAUGUCCGUGUUAAACACCUGACUUUGCGCUACGUGAACUCCCCGCGUUGUGUCUGAUGUGAAACGGCCUCAGCAGCGAUGGUUCCAGGCCUCGAGGACCAUGCAGAAACGUCUGUUCCAGAGAAAACUCUUGGGUUGGGGUUUAUUAUUCUCCUCCCCCUCCUUUCCCCCCCCCCCCCCCCUUAACGAUUUGGUUUUAUGCUUUUAUCAGGGUUACUCCUUAAAAUGAUGUCUGUAUUUGUGAGGGCAGGGUGUGCCUGCUCUUCCAGCUGUGUUUCCACACCAACGUACCUGCCUGCCCCAGUCUGUCCUGUCCUCACAAUUAAAUGCGAGUAUGGGCUCUG